AGACUGGCUAUAAGAAGAAGUUACACAGCCAUGUUCAGUUCCCAGAUGUUUUGAACAUGAAUGAAAUCCUGAAAGAUGAUAUAAAUGAUGAGAAAAAUGCACCUGUGUAUGAGCUGACGGCAGUACUGAUGCAUCAUGGUACAAGUGCCUACUCUGGACAUUAUGUGGCUCACAUCAAGGACAAAGAGACUAACACCUGGUACAAGUUUAAUGAUGAAGAUAUAGAAAAAAUGCAGAAUAAACUGAAGCUGUCUGGUGAAGACGAAACAUCCAAUGAGCCUGGCGAGAAACCUGCUAAAAGGCCAAAGUGCUCCAAGGGAUAUCACACGUCAAGGAAUGCUUACAUGUUGGUCUAUACAAGGAAAACUGAUGAAGACAUGCCAAAACCAGUGGUUGAGGUGCCUGAGCAUUUACAAGAAUUGGUUGCCAAAGACAACAGCAAAUUUGAAGAAUGGAUUACAGAAAUGAAUAGGAUGAAAGAUGACAUGGUUUCCAAAGGCAAAAACCUUCAGGCAGAGGUCCAGUCAGUCCUUCAGAUGUUACCUGCUGUGGGAGAUAAUUAUGAGUGGAUUUCAAGUGAAUGGUUAAGAAUAUGGUUAAAUGACAGAAUAGAAGUCAAGCCUCCUAUUGAUCAUUCCUCUCUUCUUUGUAGCCAUGGAAAACUCAACCCAGAAAAAGUUCCUAAUGCCAAGAGAAUAAGCACCAACGCUGCUGAUUGGUUUUAUGCAAAAUUUGGAGGAUUUCCUAGGCUGCAAAGAGAUUCUCUGUGCUUUGACUGUGUCAAGUCAGUCUGCAGUCAAAUCAGAUUCAAGUUCAGACUAGCAGAGGACGACAAGGCAAUCAAGGCCAUCUUGAAGACCAAGGUUGUUCCACAGAGAGUUGGCAAUUGGUUUUGGAUAGGCAAAUCCUCUCUUUUCAGUUGGAAAAAGCUGGCCACUUUAGCCGACAAUGCUAAAAACACAGGCAGGAACCCCUUAGAUGAAUCAGGAAUGAUUAACAAUGCACCAAUACAACAGGCAACUGAGCGUGAUACUUGUAUAAGCACAAAUGGAUCUCCUGUUAACACCAGCAGGAAGCGAAAAAAUAAGUCCAACACUUGUGAGGAAGAUGAUUCGUUAUCCAAAGAAGAUGGGCUGAAAGACUUGAGUGCUGUCAAGACGAUGAAUAUGGAUACUGACUCCUGCACUGGUACUAAUAACAGAGGAGUUGGGUCGUGCCAGAUGGACGAGUCUACCAGCAUGGAGGAUGGCAGUAGGAUGAAUGAAUCGAGUGAAGAGGAAGAAGAGGAUUUGAUGAAGUUUAAUGAAGAUCUAAUGUGUGAACAUGGUAAUCUCUCAGCAAAUGCUACAUGUCGGAAACUCAUCCAAGAAUCUAUUUGGCAAAGAUUGCUGUACUAUUUUGACUCGGCGCGUGAGUUCCCUGAAGACCAUCCUAUCUGUCAACAAUGUCAGGUAGAAAGCGAAGACGAGCGUAAAAUCCAAGAAUUGAACAAAGCUCGAGCCACCGAAGAAAGGGUAGCUCUCAGUAACUUGUAUUAUAACAAGCACAGGCCUGAUCUUCAUAACAAUGACGAGGAGCACAGUAAAUUAUGUGUGUACGCUGUUAGUAACUCAUUUCUAGACCGAUGGCGGUCGUUCCUACGAAACUGUUUCAAAUGUCCUCGACCAGACUCCAUCAGUAACGAGGAUCUGUUAUGCCCUCACCAACGAUUCAUGUUCAACCCUGAACUCAGGGACGAAGAUGGUGCUCGAGAAGUAUUCAGUUAUUUAUUCAAAAACGAAUGGGAUUUGAUCUCCACCAAGUACCCUUACGAUGAAAUAAUCACCGUUACUAAGGAAACGACCGAGGAUAAAGAAAAACCUAGCUUCAUAACCUCUCCAGAAAUCUGUGAAGACUGUCACGCGUCACGCAUGCUCGAGAAAGCCCGCUCGUUUGAAAACUAUCGUCACGCAACGAUAUUCGUGCGUAAAAUCACUGAUGAACACGACCCCAAUGAAAUACAAAGACGCUUCGAUGAGGAGGUAACGGAUCCUGACUCUCCACAAGAUCCUGAUUAUAGCUCCUCAGACAACAAGCAGAAAAGUAGUUCUGAAAACUCCAAGAGACGUAGUUCAAGACAUCGUAAACAGCGUGGUGAGAUCAACCUUACCGUCAAUUCCAAUCAGACGCUCAGGGAUAUUAAACUAGAGCUGAUGAAGUCGUUUUCAGUAAUGCCAAUGGACCAACAUCUCAGUCUGAAGAGCACCCCCCUGACUGAUGACGCUGCGACUCUCAGUCGAUUGGGAGUUCGACCUGGAUGUUUGUUAAUGCUUAAGUUGGAUCAACCACAAGGUGGUGGACAUCCUGAAACUCUCUUAGCGGCAUCUACUGCUCCAGAAAAGGGAUUUCAAGGAACUGUGCUUCUAGGUCACUGAAUCCAAGGUCACCAUAUAGCUUAUAUUUAUUACUAUUACGCAAGAUUCAACAGUAUAUCAGAUCUGCCCAAAAUAUAGACGAAACGGGCUGCAAACCUGCCACAGAAACACUGGAACAUUUUAACUAGAGUACAUGAUUUGUUCUAGUGCAAUUGAGAGAAUUUGUCAAUGUAUAGUUACUAGAAUGUAUAUCUGUAUAAAAAAGUGAAAUUGUAUUAAAAGCAAGAUAAUUUGGAUGGUA
Messenger RNA from Actinia tenebrosa (Australian red waratah sea anemone), 2655 nucleotides. Its product is annotated as ubiquitin carboxyl-terminal hydrolase 48. Gene Ontology annotation, biological process: protein deubiquitination. Gene Ontology annotation, molecular function: protein binding; cysteine-type deubiquitinase activity; cysteine-type endopeptidase activity. Lineage: Eukaryota; Metazoa; Cnidaria; Anthozoa; Actiniaria; Actiniidae. The record is from RefSeq and is a predicted model, not a curated record. Gene Ontology annotation, cellular component: nucleus; cytosol.